AUGGCUUUAAUUGAGAAACUGGAACGCCGGUUUAUGAGAUUGGGGCUUUUGCCCCGUCUCAUCAAAGCUCUGCCGCGUCUUUCUGUGAUUUGUGCCUUAAUUGGUGUUACGUGGUUGGCAUUAAUCUUACCGAUGGAAGGACAGUAUCGACGUACUUAUAUAUCUGAGAACGCCUUGAUGCCCUCGCAAGCGUAUAGCUAUUUUAGAGAGACAGAAUGGAAUAUUUUGCGAGGUUAUAGGGGCCAAAUUGACGAACUUAGAGACCUAGAGACGCAGACAAGAAAUGAGAUCGUGGCUUCGUGGUUGCAGGAAUUUGGAACAAAAACUGCUGUCUACCGUGACGAAGUAGAUGGAGACACGCUGUACGGACUACAGCAUGCAGCACGUGGUGACGGAACAGAGGCAAUGGUUCUGGCAGCUCCGUGGGUAAACGUGGAUGGCCAAUUUAAUGUUGGUGGUGUGUCUUUGGCAAUCUCACUGCUGCGGUUUUUUUCCCGGUGGCCUGUAUGGUCGAAAAACAUUGUUAUUGUGAUCAGUGACAACGCGCAUACAUCGCUUCGAUCCUGGGUAGAAGCUUAUCACACCUCGCUGGACUUAACUGGCGGAUCAAUUGAGGCCGCAGUAGUCUUGGACUAUCCGGAAACUAAUGAUUUCUUCAGGUAUGUCGAGAUUUUCUACUCGGGUCUCAAUGGUGAACUGCCUAACUUGGACUUGGUAAACAUCGCAGUGCAUGUGACCGAGCAUGAGGGCAUGAAAGUCGCGCUUAAUGGCGUAUCAGAGAAUCAAAUUGGCGACGACGAUAGCUUUUCCGGUAGGUUACGCACACUUGCGGGCUCAAUUACGCAGCUCGCGUACGCCGGUGCACAGAAAUGUUACGGUCAUGAAGCCUUCAGUGGUUGGAGAAUUCAAGCUAUAACGCUUAGGGCCAGGGGAACCGACGGGCCGUUCGACAUCACGACGUUCGGGAGGAUACCUGAAGCAGUUUUUCGCUCUGUGAAUAAUCUGCUUGAAAAAUUUCAUCAGUCAUUCUUCUUUUAUCUUUUGCUAGCCCCAAGACUAUUUGUCUCGAUUGGUAGUUAUCUUCCUGCCGCAAUUUUGCUGUCGGUCUCCUUUAUGCUGUCGUCUCUGGACAACCUUCUAAACAAUAAGUACGCGUCGACUUCGCUACUGUCGGCCUACAACACGGGGGCGUUUUUGGUGUUUGCCGUUGUACUCUUCUUUUCAUUCCUCGUCUCUCAAGUGUUGUUGCAUUUCCCCAGCACGCCAGUUCCAAUCACUGCGAGCAUCCUAGCUUCCUUGCUUCUAGGCGCUGCUAAGCAUGGUCUGAGUGCCCCACUUGCAUACCGAUUUAGGUCACUCGCUUUUCUUUAUUUUGGCCUCAUCUUAACGUCUUUGCUCGUGGUCAAUUUCGCGUUGGCCUUUGGCAUCAGCCUUCUCGCACUACCAAUGACUUUCGUCAAGAACGAAUCGGAUUUCAAGAGGCGCCUGAAAAAUUUCAUUCUGCUCAUUUUGUCAAACCCAUUCAUAGCAGUAUGUCUCGUCACUGAUUUGAUUUCUCCUGACCUCUCUGGGUCCCAAGCGCUCGAGCGGUUGAUAUUUGGCUGGACAAGAAUGGGAUCGUGGACCUGGUUUGUCGUUUGCUUGGGAUGGCUCCCAGCGUGGCUACUCGUGGCACUUUCGACAAGCCCAGCCUCGAUUCCACCUUCUAAGACUACGACGGAGGACAAGAAGAAUGCUUAA
Lachancea mirantina is the source of this 1740-nucleotide messenger RNA. Lineage: Eukaryota; Fungi; Ascomycota; Saccharomycetes; Saccharomycetales; Saccharomycetaceae. The record is from the annotation of a GenBank genome assembly.